Trematosphaeria pertusa is the source of this 867-nucleotide messenger RNA. RefSeq lists its product as uncharacterized. The record is from RefSeq and is a predicted model, not a curated record. Lineage: Eukaryota; Fungi; Ascomycota; Dothideomycetes; Pleosporales; Trematosphaeriaceae. The transcript has a single exon. Bases 290 to 763 code for a protein of 157 amino acids.
GCAUUCAGCACUGCAUUCCCGUCCUCGGGGACUGUUCGGGAGGGGCUCGCCGGUGCAGGGACUUGAUUCUAGACAGGCGUGCUACUGCAGUAUUGCCCCGCGGACAGACUCGUUCGAGCCGCCUCAUCAAGCGCUCUGUUCUGCUCUGCCAACCAAGCACUGUGGAGAAACUGCUCGCCUGGCAUGCGUUCGUUCGCGCCGCAGGGAUAGCGUUUGCGGGAAGUCAGACCCUUCAUCUUGGCCAGUGAGUUUCCGCGUGCGGAUUGGCCUCGCCAAGCUGAGGCCGCGGAUGGAGUGGAGCCGCGGUUUUUCUGCUGUGGCAGGCGAGGCGAGGCGAGGCGAGAGCGGGCUUUUGCGUAGGAGAAUGGCGGGUGGAAGGGUGGGCGACAGCUGCUCUGCAUCCUGCAUCCGUAACGGAUGUCUUACCUACGCGCGGGCAAGGCUCCACUGUUCUCCCCACCCCCGGGGUGCUGAAAGCCGUGUACUGUACAGUAUCUCCGUACGCUGCUCUGUGGAGCGGGAGGCAAGAUCCAAUUUUUCUCCAGACCCACAUUUCAAUGGGCGGUUGGAGUUUGUUGACAUGUGGGACGCGGCUCCGGGUUUGGUUUGCAGUGACGCGCAUUGGAGGGGCGAGCGAGACGCCGUGGAGUGGAUAGAUGCUUCGAACUCAACCACUGCCUUUUCGAGUUUGACAUGUGGCGAUAUGGCUGGGAGAAGUAACCUUAUGAGCCGCGAGGGCGCUAUCGGCCGCCUGAGACCCUGAUCAUCAUAUCCCGCGUCGGAAGCCGCACCUUGAACAGGCUGGUCAGUCUCAGACCCUGAUAGACAGACCUGCUUCUGCUUGUCCCCGCUGUGCAUCUCAGGGUC